Messenger RNA from Rotaria sp. Silwood2, 930 nucleotides. Lineage: Eukaryota; Metazoa; Rotifera; Eurotatoria; Philodinida; Philodinidae. The record is from the annotation of a GenBank genome assembly.
AUGAAUAGUCCUGAAUGGAUCACCCUCUUGAUUGGCUGUGUAGCAUGUGCACUUAAUGGAGCAGCUCAACCAUUGUUCACAUUUUUACUUGCUAAAAUAGUCGAUUACACAUCUUUUGCCAUAUCAGGAUCGAAAUUGACUCAGCGAAUUCGUUCAAAAGCUUUUGCAUGCCUACUUCGUCAAGAAGUUGCUUAUUUCGAUCGACCUGAAAAUAGUUCUGGUGCAAUUUGUACUCGUCUUUCUUCUAGUGCAUUAGCCAUUCAAGAGAUGGCUGGUACGCGAUUAGGAGCCAUCUGUGAAGCGCUCUCACUGUCAUUUUUUGGAAUUAUACUUGGAUGCUUCAUAAGUUGGCAAUUAACAUUGAUAGUUUUUGCUCCUCUUUUUAUCCUAGUCAUACUCACUUAUGUGGAUGUGCAGGUACGUCUAUGGACGAAUCAACAAUCGAAUCAAAUUCUCGAACGAGCAAGCGCGGUAAAAUCUAGUCGUAUCGCUUCAUCAAUCUCGGGUAUUGAAACGUUUUUUGAUUUAUUUGAUCGAAUACCAACUAUCGACAAUGCAUCUACUGAAGGACGAGAAUUGGGUUAUGAAACAAGAGUAGGAUUGAAAGGUAGCUUUCUGUCAGGUGGUGAGAAGCAACGCAUUGCUAUUGCUCGAGUUCUUCUUCGUCGACCUAAAGUAUUGCUCUUAGACGAAGCUACAAGUGCCAUGGAUUCUCAUAAUCAACAAAUUAUACAAGAAGCUCUUGAACAAGCUCAAAGAGAAGAUUCUACUCGAACGUCACUCAUUAUUGCUCAUCGUCUUUCAACUAUUCGUUCGUGUGAUUUGAUUUGUGCACUUGAUGGAGGAUAUAUAGUGGAAAGUGGUACACAUACAGAACUGAUACAACGACGUGGAGCUUAUUAUAGCAUGCUCGCGGAAAACAAUUUAUAA